This is a messenger RNA of Aspergillus brunneoviolaceus CBS 621.78, 797 nucleotides long. RefSeq lists its product as uncharacterized. The transcript has a single exon. Lineage: Eukaryota; Fungi; Ascomycota; Eurotiomycetes; Eurotiales; Aspergillaceae. Bases 263 to 694 code for a protein of 143 amino acids. The record is from RefSeq and is a predicted model, not a curated record.
GACCCUCAAACCCGCAUUGGUUGGUACAGAAUAUCAAAAAUUGGGUAAAGGGUAAUUUCCAGCGACGGGCGAGCAAGCUUAUUGAUUGCGCAUUAAUUUAACUCGGUAGGGGGAGGGAAAAAAAGCAACAGAAAAAAAGAAAAAGAAGUGCAGAGAGUGGAAAAGCUUUGGCCCCAUCGAAACCCAGCCCGUGGUCCAGUUCCAAUCUUCGGCAUUCCCACUUGGGAUCCAGCUAGAAACUAACUGAACUAAACUAAUCUGAAUGUUGCCUGUCCUUCGCUCUCCUCAACUCUUCAGGCGGUCCGACAUUCGCUCUCCUGUCCUUCUCCAAGUCUCGCUCUUAAUAUUCACUUCCAAGCGCCCCUCCUCCUCAUCCUCUUCUUCUUCUUCUCCUUUUCCCUUCUCCGUCCCGCAACACUCGACAACCAACAAUCCCCUCCCCUCCCCUCUUCUCCUCCUCCUUCUACCUCUCCGUCCUCUCAUCCUCUCCCUUUUGGUGAGCGCGUUUGUCCAGUUGUGUUGGUGGACUCGUUUUCCCGUUGGCCCGAUUUUCCCUUUUGGCCACUUUUCAUUCUCGCCUCAACAACUUCGCUGUCCCUGCGACCUUUUCCUUCACACAGUACCUUCUAUUCUGGCUCAAAUCGCCAUCUCUGUGACCGUGUCGCAGGUCUCGACGCUUCCAGCCUUUCGUUGACAGUCUCUCCCGGCAGUAGAGAAUACUUUGGUCAUCUAUUCGCCAAUUCCCUUCGUUGCAGCAACUUACCGCCCGACAUUCGCUUCUCCCGACGAUUGUUGAC